AUGACUCCACGAGAUCACAUGAGAAAAAUGUCUAUCCUGGGGGAACAAGGAGCACUAGAAGAGAAGCACUUGUACCGAUUAGCAAGUGGUAUGGCAGCAGGAGAACUGCGGCAGCGGCAAGAGAUGCUAAUGAGAAAUCAGUUGAUGGCAGUAAACCCUCAGCUGAUGAGCGCAGGCCAGCAGAGGAUGCAGGCGAUUCCCUCCCAGUUUGAGCCUCGAUUGGUAGACAGAGAUCUGUUACCUUCAGCUGAAAUGAUGGCUUCAGCUGACCCAAGACAAAUCCAUAUAGCAUCCCACCUGGCACCCACGGUCCCACAGCACGCAAACAUGCCAAACAUCUUGUCCAGCCGUGUUUACCCAGGCCCAGGAUACAGCUUUCUGCAACCAGAAUCCAUGGAAGCUGUGGCCAGAAGACAGGAACUGGUUCAAAAGCAAAACAUUGCCAGGAUGGAAAUGGAGAUGAGCACUAUUUUUCAACAAAAAGAAAUGGAGAAAGCUCAUCGGAAAGGGCUAUUGGGCCUGGAAGCACCUUUCCUUUACCAUGGGAUGCCAGCUAGUCCCAUUGCUUUCCGUGGCAGGCACAGACUACCCGAAGGCCAUCCACCCAGCGACUUGUAUGUCCAUCGUACCACCCUUGAUGAAAUUCAUGGCAACACUAUGCUCAUGGCAACUAGCCCGUACCCUCCAGUCAGCACUUUGCAACGGGAGAGGGGACGUCGACCAGGGAGAAGAGCUGGAAAUCACAAAACUGCAGACUGUAGUGCAAAUGGCACAAAGAACCAAGCUGACGACAAAGCUACGGACUCUGCUUCAGCUGCAGCGGAUGAUGAGAAAGAAGACAAGAAAGAAGCAGAGGUGGAGACACCAAACAAACAUGAACAAAGCAAAAACCAGGCCGAGCCAUCUGCAGUUGCCAAAAACUGUAAAGAGUUUGAACAAGGCUUGAGAAAAAACUGUGCUACUCAUGAAAUUUCUAAUGAAACCAACAGCUGCAGCAACACAAAUGAGAAGGAAUCUAAUAGCUCCUGCACUGCUUUUGAUGACAAGUACAUGUACCCUUCUGCAAUCCCAUUCUCAGCAUUACCAUAUGGAUUCCCAGUACCCAGCAACCCAUUGUUGCCUUCAGGAGCACAUGGCCUGAUCCUGAAUGGAGAAGACAUUUCUUCCAUUGAAGACAUUCGCAAGUGGACUGUCGAUGAUGUAUACAACUUCAUCGUUAGCCUCCCGGGCUGUUCAGAUUAUGCCCAGAUCUUUAAGGACCAUGCUAUUGAUGGAGAAACCCUCCCGCUGCUAACAGAGGAACACCUCCUGGAUACAAUGGGAUUAAAACUCGGACCAGCAUUGAAAAUCCGCUCUCAGGUUUCCCGACGUCUGGGCAAUGUGUUCUACAUGAUGAAUCUUCCCCUAUCCAUGCCCCUGCCACCUGCUCCAGGCAAACCCUCCGAUCAGCCCUCCGACAUAGCCUCCCCUCUCCACUGCAAUAGCAGUGGUGAUACACUGGAUAGUCCCUGCUCUCAGGACCCGGAAACUUCCAAAGCAGUGGAACAGAUUGUUUCAGAAAGCAGGGAAAACCCAUGUGACACAGCUGGAUCUCAGGUGGACUUCCAAAUGAUCACUUUUCAGAAAAGUUGA
Molecule: messenger RNA, 1632 nt
Organism: Eurypyga helias (sunbittern)
Lineage: Eukaryota; Metazoa; Chordata; Aves; Eurypygiformes; Eurypygidae
Gene: SAMD7
Product: sterile alpha motif domain containing 7
Exons: 8
Coding region: 1-1632 (543 amino acids)
Molecular function (GO): protein binding
Source: RefSeq, a predicted model, not a curated record